Python bivittatus (Burmese python) is the source of this 1294-nucleotide messenger RNA. It is a transcript of the gene NUDT2, whose product is annotated as nudix hydrolase 2. Gene Ontology annotation, molecular function: bis(5'-nucleosyl)-tetraphosphatase (asymmetrical) activity. Gene Ontology annotation, biological process: AMP biosynthetic process; ATP biosynthetic process. The record is from RefSeq and is a predicted model, not a curated record. Lineage: Eukaryota; Metazoa; Chordata; Lepidosauria; Squamata; Pythonidae.
CCUUGAAGACCUGCCUUUGGUUCAAAAUGCAGCAGCCCAGAUGUGGACCAGCACGAGAGGCCAAGACCGCAUUGCGCCUGUGCCCAGGUGGAUUCUGGGUGCCGUUUAAAGUGCUGGUUGUGACCUGCAAAGGCCUCUACGGCUUGAUGCCCGGGCACCACCUGGAUGGCCUCUUCCAACUGGAUUCGACCCUCCUGUUAAGAACAUCAUAGAAAAAUGCCCGUAAAAUUUGGGGCUGAGGCCAGGAGGAGAUGCCAUACAAUGAAACCCAGAAGCAUCUGCAAAAUCCAAGGAUGUUGUCAAAUUGGCACCAUUGCAGCGCAGGCGCCACCCCUUUGUUCAUGUGUGUGACACCACAACGCGUGCGCAAAAGGGGCGGAGAUUUUGUCAUGACCUUAAGAGCGUGUGGCUUGAUUAUCUUCAGGAAGAUGCCCAAGGCAUCUGCUGCCGCGGCUGCUGAAGGCAACAUCGAAUACCUCCUCCUGCAAACUUCCUAUGGGACUCAUCACUGGACGCCCCCAAAAGGCCACGUGGACCCCGGGGAAGAUGACUUGCGCACGGCCCUGCGGGAGACCCAGGAAGAGGCUGGGCUGGCCUCCACCCAGUUCACCAUCCUGGAAGGGUUUAAGAAGGAACUGAAUUACGUCGUAAAAGGCAAACCCAAAACAGUUGUCUACUGGCUGGCAGAGCUGAAGGACAGAGACACGGAGAUCAAGCUUUCAUCGGAGCAUCAGGACUUUCGCUGGCUGACCCUUAGCGAUGCCUGCAGACUUGCCGAGUAUGAGGACAUGCAAGGGGCCUUCAGGGAGGCCCAUCGCUUCCUCUCUUCCAAAAAAUAAAUGCUCUGGGGGGAUGCAGGAAUGUUUUAGCGGAUGCUGCACUGCUGUUCUUUGAACUCUUAGAGCAGGGUUUCUCAACUUUGGCCACUUUAAGAUGGGUGGACUUCAACUCCCAGAAUUCCCCAGCCAGCAUGGCCAUUGCAGAGAAUUGUGGGAAUUGAAGUCCACAUGUCUGGAGGUUACCAGGUUGGGGAGUCUGAGAUAUUAGUCUACAAGAAGAAGACCCAAUGUGAGUUACUUAUUUUUUAAAGAACUAGAUUUAAAUCAAUCUUCGUUCUUUGUUUUGGCUCCAGCCACUUCUUCUCCUGCCUUUUUUCAGAAAGACCUAACAUGCCAGUCAAACUCAGUGUGGGGCAUCAGUUCCCAGAAUCUAGCACCUCCCUGCUCUCCCAUAUUUGAUGAUUAAAGAUAAUCAUUUUUGGCCUCCAUGACCUGUAUUCAUCCUUUAAACCAUU